This is a messenger RNA of Rhododendron vialii, 1287 nucleotides long. Its product is annotated as CRIB domain-containing protein RIC10-like. The transcript is spliced from 5 exons. The coding region runs from base 529 to 1002 and encodes 157 amino acids. NCBI's taxonomy places the organism in Eukaryota, Viridiplantae, Streptophyta, Magnoliopsida, Ericales, Ericaceae. The record is from RefSeq and is a predicted model, not a curated record.
AAAAGACUCGAGACUUCAACCACCGGGGCAAAAUUCCACCGCACACAAAUACACAAUUCCAUGCACCAACCUACCUCCAUUAAUACGGCAUUAACAAAUUAACAACAAAAAGCUGCCCAAAUUUAUCAUUAAGCAUUUGACUCGAGUCAUAUUCCCCGUCCUCCAAAACCCACCUCUCAUUUUUCAAUUUGGGAGGUUUUCGUGGUUGUCCAUCUUUUGUUUUCUCCUCCCUCUCUCUCCUCUCUCCUCACCUCUUCCUCUUCUCCUGGCAUUCUACCAUCAUCACUCAUUGUCUGGAUUUGUUGAGUUUAUCUUUUUCUCUGAGCCCAGCACAUGCCAAGAAUGGGUGAAGAAAAAGAAGGGGAAUAGUGCAAUGCGCAUUUUCGCUGGAGGAGGAGGAGAAAUUGGUUCUCCUUGUUACACCACCUCAUCCUCUCUCUAAAAAGGUAAAGGAAUCACUUUCUUCACAUUUAUCUGGUGUUCUUCCUCCUUUAAGUCAUAUCUUGGGUUUGGCUUCUAGUUUUCACAAUGGCGACCAAAAUUAAAGGGAUCUAUAAGGGGUUCAAGUACAUUACCCAAAUAUUUGUUGUGAAGGAGCGUGAGAUGGAAAUUGGGUACCCAACGGAUGUUAAGCAUGUGGCACAUAUUGGGUGGGAUGGCCCAUCUGGUAGUGCUCCUAGUUGGAUGAAUGAGUUCAAUGUAGCAUCCGAUUUCGCGGCAACAUCUAUUGGCAAUAUUACCGGAACAAGAGGCACCAGUUCUGCAAUAUCCACAUGGUCAUCUCAAGACUUUGAAUCAAUGGACCAGCAACCAGUAUCUGAGACUUUCAAAGACAUUCAGCCCACAGACCUUCCCAAUAAUCCAAAAAAGCAUAAGCGGAAGAAGAUCAAAUCGACUUCCUCCCCUAAGUCUUCCUCUUCAUCAAGAUCGUCACGAGCAGCAAAAUUGAAGGCUAAAUAUGUUGAGGACAAGACCAGACCACCAAAUCUAGAAGUGAUGUAAAACUAUUGAGUAUGAGCCAAGAACGGAAGUGUUUUCGAUGUGCAUAUUAGAGAUUGAGAAGUCCCCUUUCUGUACUAGGGAUGCAGCUGGUUAUUGAAGACAUAAGCAUAGCUUAUGCGAGAUUUACAUGAAAUGGAGUGUACGCCCGAAAUUACAUGGGGACUAGAGAGCUGAGACAAAAGAUGUAACAAAUGUUUGAGGAUGAUAACAAUUAGUGAAGAUGGGAUAACCUUUUUAUUUCUUGGAUUUUCGACAAAGGAGUAAAUACAUGUAGGGAUUCGAUUC